Messenger RNA from Gastrolobium bilobum, 1598 nucleotides. RefSeq names its product tubulin beta-1 chain. The record is from RefSeq and is a predicted model, not a curated record. The transcript has 3 exons. Gene Ontology annotation, molecular function: structural constituent of cytoskeleton; GTPase activity; GTP binding. NCBI's taxonomy places the organism in Eukaryota, Viridiplantae, Streptophyta, Magnoliopsida, Fabales, Fabaceae. Gene Ontology annotation, cellular component: microtubule; cytoplasm. Bases 77 to 1423 code for a protein of 448 amino acids. Gene Ontology annotation, biological process: microtubule cytoskeleton organization; mitotic cell cycle.
UUCCUCUUUUCUCCCUCUAAAACUCUCUCUGCUACUUUCUCUCUCUAAAACUCGUCCUUCCAACUCAGUCUCGAAAAUGCGUGAGAUUCUUCAUAUUCAGGGAGGUCAAUGUGGAAACCAGAUAGGUGCGAAGUUUUGGGAGGUGGUGUGUGCGGAGCAUGGGAUCGACUCCACGGGAAGGUACCAGGGGAACAAUGACUUGCAACUCGAGCGAGUCAAUGUGUACUACAACGAGGCGAGUUGCGGGCGAUUCGUCCCAAGGGCGGUGCUGAUGGAUCUGGAGCCAGGGACCAUGGACAGUGUCAGAUCUGGUCCCUAUGGACAAAUUUUCCGGCCAGAUAACUUCGUCUUCGGACAGUCCGGUGCCGGAAACAACUGGGCCAAGGGUCAUUACACUGAGGGGGCUGAGUUGAUUGACUCGGUCCUUGAUGUUGUGAGGAAGGAGGCAGAGAACUGUGACUGCCUUCAAGGUUUUCAGGUUUGCCACUCCCUGGGUGGUGGAACUGGUUCUGGAAUGGGAACGCUUUUAAUUUCUAAGAUCAGGGAAGAAUACCCUGAUCGAAUGAUGCUCACCUUCUCUGUGUUCCCAUCCCCAAAGGUAUCUGACACUGUUGUUGAACCUUAUAACGCAACACUCUCUGUGCAUCAGCUUGUUGAGAAUGCCGAUGAAUGCAUGGUUUUGGAUAAUGAAGCUCUCUAUGAUAUCUGCUUCCGCACCCUUAAGCUCACCACUCCAAGCUUUGGAGAUCUGAACCAUCUAAUUUCAGCCACCAUGAGUGGUGUGACAUGUUGUCUUCGGUUCCCUGGUCAACUUAAUUCCGAUCUUCGCAAACUGGCUGUGAAUCUCAUUCCAUUCCCUCGUUUGCAUUUCUUUAUGGUGGGGUUUGCCCCACUCACAUCUCGUGGAUCACAGCAAUACAGGGCUCUCACUGUACCUGAGUUGACCCAACAAAUGUGGGAUGCGAAGAACAUGAUGUGUGCAGCUGAUCCUCGCCAUGGUCGUUAUUUGACAGCAUCUGCUAUGUUCCGUGGUAAGAUGAGUACAAAGGAGGUUGAUGAGCAAAUGAUCAAUGUUCAGAACAAGAAUUCAUCAUACUUUGUAGAGUGGAUCCCCAACAAUGUUAAAUCUACUGUCUGUGAUAUCCCUCCAACUGGUCUCAAAAUGGCUUCGACCUUUAUUGGUAACUCUACAUCUAUUCAAGAGAUGUUCCGGAGGGUGAGUGAGCAGUUCACGGCUAUGUUCCGUAGAAAGGCUUUCUUGCAUUGGUACACAGGAGAGGGAAUGGAUGAGAUGGAGUUUACUGAGGCAGAAAGCAAUAUGAAUGACCUUGUCUCGGAGUACCAACAGUACCAAGAUGCCACUGCAGAUGACGAGGGGUACGAUUAUGAAGAUGAGGAAGAAGUUCAUGAAGAGGAUGCUUAAACAGUAGUGUUUUGGAAGGUGUUUUUGUUUUUGUUUGUUGUGAAUUGUGAUACCUGUUGUCUGUUUAACCUCAACCUGAAUACCUUUUUCGGGGUUUUGGAUUGCUUUUGGAUGGUCUGCCUUUUGUGGCUAUGGUAGUUUAGGGUUUUAUUAUUUCUGCGUGUUUUCCAGUGAU